AUGGAAAACUUUAACGAGUACUGGGAACUGUUUGUUGAUAAAAAAGAUUCAAUAGCCAAAGAAAUUAUUGCGUACUACAAAACACUGGAUGACCAUGAAGAUGGAACCGAACUAUCCGAGCAAUGUCGGCGAUUUUUCCGCAAAAAUAUGAUCCAAAACCCAUACCCAACCUGUCAGCUUCUGAAACUGUUGGCCAUGUCGAAAAUCGCGACUAAAAACUCCGUUAUUCACGAAGUUGCAACAGCAGCUGUGCUGGAAGUGUUCGAGCAACAGGAGCAUAUUGAUCCCGACAAGUGCUAUAACGUUCUAGCGAAUAGUUUGAUGCCAGCUAGAGCAACCAAUCGCUUAAAAAUGUGCAUUUUCAAAGCGUUGGAGAAGAAAACAUUGGAUCUCGAGUUGGUGAUGCUAGCGAUAUUUUCAAGGAAAAGUGUUAAAUUCAUCGUUCACCUGCUUCCAGAGUUGGUGGCACCUCUACACCAGCAACAGACAUGGGACGCGUUCGAUAGAAAGCAACACUUCUUCAUCGAAAUGCUUAAAAAUGGUGCAUUUUCACAUUAUGUGCAUCAAGCCAAUUACAUACGCUUUGUUGAACAGGCUUGGUUGGCAAGUAGCAGCGGAACUGGUACCUUUUCAUCCACUGCAGACGAGCUGGCCUGUUUGUCUAGCCUAGAUAAAUCGUAUCUUACAGCUUAUCUGCUGGAACUACAGCGUUGCAACAUGAUACAAAAAACUCUUCAAUUCGACGAAGCUCUACUACCGCCGAAAGAUUUUCCCCAACAUGCAACAGUGCUGGGUAUGAUGCUGCGUGCCAAAGUGGAUUUAAAUGAGACUGAUUUUGCGAAGUUGGUCACCGUGAUAAGAACGAAUCGAGUGUUAAACGAGCAGAUAAUGGCCAUGAGUAAUGAAGCGUCUGAACUGAGAAACUCGGAACUAAUGGCGUUGUUUCAAAUACACGCAAUAUUCAUGCUGUGCAAAGCAAUAGAAGCAUCCAACGGUUCGCCGGAAAGCGCUCUUAUCGCUACAAACAAUCUCGACACACAACUAAAAUGCCUUUGUAAAGAGAUGGACAUGGAAACGUUCAUGCAAACAACAGAAUCGCUCUUUACGAUGCUGUUUGUGCGUGGAGAAUUACUUUACACCGAACCAAACGUGCCAGAACGGAAGAAUUUUUUGUGCAGCGUAACCCUGCUAGCCACGCUAACGUCCAGCAUGAAAUCUAUCAUGAUAGCGAGGAAGCAUUCAGCUUCGUACCACGAGGCAAGCGACAAGCUGAAGCAACGCUUCCAAACGCUCUUCGAUCUUGUCACUGAUGUAUGCUGGCGCUUAUCACUGUUUGAUGAGCAUACGGGAUCGGAAAGCACCUCACUUGACCCGGUAUGCGUUCGUCAAAUGCAUCUCAUCGAUAUGUCACCCGUGCCGACAACGUUGACGCAUAUGGUCGAAAAUUACGGCGAAUCGGCUUCGUCCGGUAGCGCCAAACUGUUCCGCAGCGUUGAAUCUAUCGCGGCAAUGGACAUUAUUGGCAAUAGCCAACGGCAUCGGUACGGUUAUUAUGGUACGCUACCAAAGCAUAAAUCCUCCCGACGGCAAGCCCGACAUCCGCUAAUGGCCACCGCAUCGAGCAAUUCGGGAGGAAGCAAUAAAGAUCUACAGCGGCAAGGAUCACUAUCGGUCGAUACGAAAACCGACGAUCGUAAUGGUGCGGGCAUGGAAAAUCUUACCGGUGGCAGUACACGGAGCGUUUUUGGAAGCAAGAAAAAUUUCACUAAACUGUUUGCAACGCCCGAAACGCUAGCGGUGAUGUGUCUUACGAAUAGCAAGAUAAGCUUUGCGAAACAAAUCAUCGAUACGCAUAAUCUGCAGGAUCGGCCCGUCGGCAAGCUCGUGGAACGAAUUGGACAAAUACAGAAUCUCAAGAAUGAUUUAACCACGCUGAUAAAGAAAAGCGAACGGAAGCAAGAAGCGACCUUGGGGUUCGGUGAAACCCAAUCGAGCGACAGUAAUAGCGAUGUUUUGCUGGACGAUAUUCGGCUCAAAACAGCAAAGGGCUUUAAAAUAUCCAAAGUGUUGAGUACGCUGGAAACAUAUCUAAAGUCACAAACGGCCUGCACAGAUGACGAUGUGCUUGCACCGAUGGAUCGAUACGUAUCGCGGUACCCUUUCCUUGGUAUUCUCACCGGAAAAAAUCUACAGCUUAGUCAAAUCGUCGAUAUCAUCUUUAACUUGCCGUUUAAUUAUGAGCUAAAUCUCGCUAUUUACAAUUUCGUGUUAAAAAAUUCACAUCACACAACGAAUCUAGUCUCGAGUGUAAUGUCCACCAGCGUGGCCGGUCAUGGUGGGGAAACAUUACAACCGUUGGUCGGGAAUUACGUUUCCUUUUUCGGUACAAUCAUCGACACGCUUCAGAUAUCGCACAAGACGGUGCGGACGCGAGGAAGUAUCACCGACUUUAAUCUUACCAUAGCAGAGCUGCUGUCACGGGAGGUGUGUCCACUGGACACGAUGGAAAACGGAGUAGUUUGGAAAAGGCGGGCAAGCUUCUACGAUACAGUAGAGCGUUGCGAUGAGCUGGAGUUUGUAGAGGAUCUGGAACGAAUCUGUGCUACGGUCAAGGGUGGUGGGGCAGCAUCGUUUGCGAAGGUGAAACAAUAUUUGGAACAUUUGACAAAGUUACUGCUAUCGUUGCAAUUGAAAUCCAACGACGAAGCCGGUUGCACUUGCCAUGGAGAUCUGACCAAAGUAAGAAACCUUAUUCAAACGGACGUACAAAAGCUCAUGUUGGAACGCUUGUUUGAAAAGCGUGUAUCAUUUAGCGCCAUGGAUGCCAUGUGUGGUAUGUUGGGUGUCAAUCUUGUGCAAACGUUAGGGAAAAAAAUUCUUGGACCGAAAGACGAACCUAUCGAACCUGUUUUGCGGAAUGUGGACGGCUUAUGGGAAUUUAUCGCAAGCAAAAGUGAACUCUUGCGCCAGUUAUGUACGUUUGAAAUGGACAGUUUCCAGACAGCGGGUCAUUCCUCUCAAAUCGGCAGUUUAAAAUCUCCAAUCUAUAACUACAGUAAACUGGUCCGCGCUACUACUAGCCAGUUGAAAGAUUUACCAAUCGGAUGUAGCUCCCAUGUUCGGCCUUUCAAUUCAAUGGUUCCCCAAAUAGAGCUCUUCCCGUUGGAAUGCAUCCGACCGUGCUGUAUGCUAGAGAAAAAGGAAGGAAAAUACUACGCCAAAGUAGAAUCCAUUAUGCUAAUAGAAGAACCUUCGAUGGAACAGAAGGCCAUCGCUUUACUCGCAAAUGUUGAUAAAUUCCCGGAAGCAAACGAGUGGAUAAGCGCAUCCGAGCAUCUCCUGACAACCAUGCCGAAAAAUGUUGACGAGAAACAGGUUGGAAUUUUGCCAGCAACACGCCAUCAAUUGCAGCAAAAGGCAAACGAACUUAGGACGUACCUACAGAUCUGCAAAAUUCUUCAACUUCCAACCGAUGGCGAAUCCCGCACUGGAGAUGGUUGGCAGCGAGCGCAGUCAUUUUCUGCAGCAAAUAAAAGUACCAUCCUGUAUCAACUGAUUGAUCAGGGCGAGUAUCGGGUGUGUGCGGAAUGGAUUAAGCUGCACCCGAUUGAUGCGGAGAAGGAACUAGAGAUGUUCAUGUACGCCGUCCACAAGUUGUCAACAGCAUCCGCCACCCUAUCGAUCGUUCCAACGGAUCCUCAGCACGGCGACGACGUACCCAUUGCUUGGCUAUUUCGAAUCAUUGAAACAAUGCCGAUCGUAUCCGUAGUGAAACUGUACGAAACGAUAAUACUCAACAUUAGAAGCGUUCCGGUGGUACGUUACAUGCUGGACUACUUGCAGCGUUACACCAAGACGAAACCGCUGUAUCAAAAGUAUCAGCUGUCUUUGAAAAUUUUCGAACAUUUGUCACGCGAGGAGUACCAUGGACUGUGGAAUCUGGCCAGCCGACCGUUACUAAUCAUUGAACAGUGUCUGAUGAACUCGCGCCUCGAGCUACUGUCCACGGUGAUACGAUCGAUCAGAGACCUGCUAGUGACCGAUGUCUGUACACACUGUUACGAGCACAGGGAGUACAUUCGAGAUCUGCGGGACGCUGUGCAGAGUGGUACGGGUCAGCAACCGGCACCACCGUUAUUACGUCGCUAUCCCGUUCACGAUGGACUUUUCAUCAGUCACGAAUGUGUGGACUGUCUGUUGCGCGUGUAUGCCGGCAAAGCACUGGAGUACAAAGUGUUCCCGGACAUUACACCAUCCGGGGACGCAUUGAAUGACGAUUCGGUACAAGUGCUGGGACCGGUGAGUCGUGUAUCGAGUUACGAUUCUCUCAGCGAAGUCGGUCAACCGUUUGUAAUGCCGAAAGAAAUACCUUCCCGCGAUCGUUGGGUGAAGGACGAGGAAGCUCUGCAUUGUAUGUGCUGUCGUAGAACGUUUUCGAUGCUUAACCGUCGACACCACUGCCGCCGGUGUGGUCGAGUUGUGUGCCAUUCCUGUUCCAAAAAAAAGAUGCGCCUACAAAGCUUUUACGAGGAUGUUGCCGUACGAGUUUGUGACGAUUGUUGGCGUAAUUUGAUGGGAACACAAUCGAAAGACUUGCAGCAGAUAGAACAGGGAACACCGGUAACGAGUGGGACACACUCGCGGAGCUCCGAUUCUAGCAGUCAGUUCGAGUGGCAGCUAACGGGCAACGAGCGGUACGAUAACGUUAUCCGCGAUGAGUACAGCUACGAGUAUGCUCCGUCCACGAGCCAGUGUCUGGCCAUCUGUAACUUGCACACACCGAAUGAAGAGAUGGCCAGCUUUCUACUUUAUCACUGUGCCAAACUGGAAGCUCUGUUGCGUCCGCUGCAUCCCGGGAUUCCGAAUCCCGAGAUCGAUUACGCUCUUGUAGCUCGUAUGUUGCUGAACUUAACGCUUGGCGUAAAAGUGCGCGGUGGUGGUGCCGAGGUGGAGAAGAUGAAGGAACAUGCGGAAAUUAUUCUUUCGAUCGUGCACGACAACUGUGAAUCGCUGCUGCUGCACACACCGUCAAUGACCAACCAUGGCAGCUUGCGUAAACUGCGGGAUGCACUCGUUAAGGCAGAAAAGUGGACGCUCGCAUUGGAACUGUCGCUCAAGUGUGGGUUUUCGUUGAACGGUGUAAUGGCAGCCUGGGGAAUGGCAUGUCUGCGUGCCGGAUGCUAUGAAACAGCACGAGAAAAAUUCUCACACUCUCUGCCGCGUGUUGCGUCCGAGGCCGAAUGUGAAGCGGUGCUGCGUAUGAUCGAGAUGCCAGCGUUGGUCAGCAAUAACGCGUUUAAAGCCCCAGUCGUCAAACGCCCCACCAGAUGUCCUGCGCUUUUGAACGAAAUAUUGUACGCUUUAUCGUGCACAGCCCGGCUGGGCGCACCGUCCGAGCGUGUGAUCGCUAGAGUAAAUGCGGCACGACAGGUUACGGCUGGCACUGUUGCAGCAUCGCACGAGCCGGCACUCAACAUUCUCAGUACACUUGCUAACCUGCGCAACAUCUGCCAAGGUGAGUUUGAGGGCGAUAUACCUGGCCCGAAUGCGGAACGGAUGGCGCGGAACGAUAAUGUGUCCAUCAUGUGUAGUCGACUGUUUGAGGAAUCCAUGCACUAUCUGUUGGCAUACGGUUCGCAUCAAAGUGUAGUCCAGUUUCUGAUGCGCUAUCAACAAACGGAAGUGGCCGCCCUACGGUACAUACUUGCACAACGCGUAGAGCCGGAUGUGUUCUUGCAAACGGUUCUGUUGCCCUAUCUGCAGCGUGGCGAGCUGGAAACGGUUGUACAGCGUUUGUCCGACAUCGAUGACACGCUGCUCGAGUGGCGUGAGCACAUUCGAUACGUUUGCCGGUAUCUCGAGACAAACGAUAUGCUGAACAGCCUGUACAACUUGCAGCUAUUACUGAAGGAUCCGAUACGAGCAAGCAUGACCUGUGUGCGGUUCUACACGAUGGGUUGUAGGACGUUUACCGAACUACAUGCAUCAGAGCAUCAUCUCAAAACUAGUGUUUCCCAUUUGCAGAACGAACUAGAGCUAUGCAACUGGCAAGAAGUACGCCUUAACAGCAUUGGUCGAGCCAUUGAAACACACCAUUCGCUGCUGAUGAAACUGGAUCCGAAAGAGUUGAACAAUCACAUCAACACCAUUCUGCUACAACUCGAAGUCACCAAAUUUCUGGCCACUUGUGAAGCGAAAGGACGCCAUACGAUCGCAUUGUUACCAAAGAUUUUUAGAGAUACGUCCCACCUGCCAACCCUGUUUGGCUCGAGCCACGAACGGCUGCAGCUCGCAAUACUGACAUUAGUUUGUGGACAAAAUGUGGAGGAGGCCUUCGGUCUUUCAUACAGAAUCAUCCAAGACUACAAUCUCGAUAUGCAGCGCGUGUAUGCGCUGACGGCAAAGUAUUUUAUCAACCAUGGAAAAAUUGAAGACGUCGGCAAACUGCUGGACGUGAUCGUCAGCAACGAGAGCAGCACGGGAGCAACCGAUCAACCAGCGGUAUCAGCCAUCUGCGAUGAAAUUGUGCGAGUUUCCGUGGAUGUGGCCAUUAAUCGACAUGGAACCGGUGUCCACACGAAAGUCGCACUGGAAACCUUGAUAAACCGGGCAAGUUCUGUAGCGGUACGUAUUCAUUGUUACAUUGUGUCCGGACAGUUGAAGGCAGCGUACUUGCUAGCAAACCGUCAUCAGCGGACGGGUGAUAUUCGGAAAAUAUUACGCCAAGCUGAACUACUCGGUCAGAUGCAUGUGAAGCGUUUGUGUGAGGCACGUCUUACCCAUCAGGAGACUGGUUCAUAAGUCACCAGUUAACAUUGAACAAGUGA
Molecule: messenger RNA, 6827 nt
Organism: Anopheles maculipalpis
Lineage: Eukaryota; Metazoa; Arthropoda; Insecta; Diptera; Culicidae
Gene: Sptz
Product: zinc finger FYVE domain-containing protein 26 homolog
Exons: 5
Coding region: 1-6801 (2266 amino acids)
Biological process (GO): double-strand break repair via homologous recombination; regulation of cytokinesis; mitotic cytokinesis
Cellular component (GO): midbody; centrosome; lysosomal membrane
Molecular function (GO): phosphatidylinositol-3-phosphate binding; metal ion binding
Source: RefSeq, a predicted model, not a curated record